AUGGCGUACAUCGUUGGACUCAACAGCGGCUCGUCAUUUGACGGCGUCGACGCUGUUCUGUGUAAAAUCUCUCUCGCAGAGGACGGCCAUCCCGUCCGUCCAGAAUACAUCGAUGGCCUGACAGUAGACUGGCCAUUGGAGCUGCAGCCUCUCAUUCUACGAGCUUUCGACAACGACCUCACCAUUUUUGAGAUGACGAGACUGAAUUAUGUCGCUGGUGCCUUGUACGCAGAGGCAGCGAAUGAUCUGAUCGCUCGAAAUGGUCUCAAGCCACAGGACAUCUUCGUCAUUGGAUAUGACGGCCAAACAAUCUACCAAGAACCACCAAACCGCGCCAAGGAGCGUGAAUACAUCCUGAGCGGCAACAAAAGCCUACCGGACCUGUGGUUGAAGGGCGGAUAUCCCUGCGGUUUCUUCGUUGCGGAAUCUGGCGUGGUAGCGGCAUUGACCGACGUGGAUACUGUCACGCAGUUCAGACCAAUCGACCAUGCACUCGGCGGUUCAGCCGCGCCUCUCAUGCAGUAUCUCGACUUCGUUGCGUUCCGAAACGACGGGCCUACCGUGACGCUGAACAUUGGCGGCAUUGCCAACUUGCAGCUUGCGGACAAGGAUCGCAGCAAGAUGAUGGCCUUUGACACUGGCCCCGGCAACGUCAUGAUUGACCACGUAGUCAAAGCCCGGACGGGGCGCGGAUACGACAAGGACGGAGAACUGGCGGCAAAGGGCAGCAUCAUCACGUCGCUUCUAGAUGAGCUUCAAACGCACGACUUUUUCACACGAAAGCCCCCUCGCUCGGCCUGGCGAUUGGACUUUGGUGCCAGUUACGCCGACCGCAUUCUGGAGAAAAACGCGGCCGAGUCCACAGAAGACAUUCUCGCCACGCUCACCAGGUUCACGGCCUUGUCCAUCACAAGGAGUCUCGCCGACUUUAUCCUUCCCCGGACGUCUGUUGUGCGCGUCAUCGCAUCCGGCGGCGGCACAAGGAACGCGACAUUGAUGAAGGACCUGGGGGCUGAAAUGGCCAAACACGACCUCACGCUUUCCGUGAGCGACAAGUUCGGAAUCCCAGCUGCCUACAAGGAAGCCAUCAAGUUUGCGACACUUGCGUUUGCGAACAAGAAUGGUCUGGCAAACAACAUUCCGGCUGCUGGAGGCGCUGUGAAGUACGCUGUUCUUGGAAAAUUAUCCCUUGCGCCCUGGAGAGCCAAGCAUGCGGAGGAAGUUGUUGGUAGAAACGAAAUGGUGUUGGGUUUAGGAAAGGCAAACGGAACGCAUGCUAAUGGAACGCAUACCAACGGGACUAACGGGUCUCAAUGAGUGAGGGUAUGGAAUAUUAAUGAAUGCUCAUGCUAGAAGUCAAAUGC
Ilyonectria robusta is the source of this 1364-nucleotide messenger RNA. RefSeq names its product anhydro-N-acetylmuramic acid kinase. The coding region runs from base 1 to 1317 and encodes 438 amino acids. The record is from RefSeq and is a predicted model, not a curated record. NCBI's taxonomy places the organism in Eukaryota, Fungi, Ascomycota, Sordariomycetes, Hypocreales, Nectriaceae. Gene Ontology annotation, molecular function: phosphotransferase activity, alcohol group as acceptor; ATP binding. Gene Ontology annotation, biological process: peptidoglycan turnover; amino sugar metabolic process. The transcript has 2 exons.